Molecule: messenger RNA, 792 nt
Organism: Meyerozyma guilliermondii ATCC 6260
Lineage: Eukaryota; Fungi; Ascomycota; Pichiomycetes; Serinales; Debaryomycetaceae
Product: putative monooxygenase
Exons: 1
Coding region: 1-792 (263 amino acids)
Biological process (GO): ubiquinone biosynthetic process
Cellular component (GO): mitochondrial inner membrane
Molecular function (GO): 3-demethoxyubiquinol 3-hydroxylase activity
Source: RefSeq, a predicted model, not a curated record
AUGGCACCCGCAUGGCACCUGAUGAUUUAUCAUGAGAUUCUCAUCCAUUCACAGGCAAUGGAUAAGUUGCUCCUUCGGCGUGGCUUUGCCUCGUCUUCUCGUUCACUUCAUAAAACCGUAGACAAGAAAGCUGCCGCUGCUAAAAAGUAUCAUGGCGAUAACGUCAAAUAUGGCUCUCUUUCUAGAGCCCAGAGAGCAUUCCUCGACCGAGUGGUACGAGUCGAUCAGGCUGGCGAGCUUGGAGCAGAUUACAUCUACUUUGGCCAGUACACCGUGCUAGCAAGCAAGUAUCCACACUUGAAGCCGGUCCUACAACAUAUGUGGGAUCAGGAAAUCCACCACCAUAACACAUUCAACAAGUUGCAAACCGAACGCCGAGUGCGCCCCUCAUUACUUACUCCACUCUGGAAAGCCGGAGCUUUUGGCAUAGGUGUAUCUACCGCACUCAUAGGUAAAGAAGCUGCAAUGGCGUGCACUGUGGCUGUUGAAACGGUAAUUGGAGGACAUUACAACCAACAAUUACGAGUUUUGAUGAACCAGUUUAAUGAUGUACCCGUCUAUGACAAGGAAACGGGAGAAAAGCUUAAGGAGGCAGACUUGCCGCGAGAUGUAGCGACUUCGUCUGAAUUAAGAGAACUUAAAAGCUUGAUUAGCCAGUUUAGAGACGACGAACUUGAGCAUUUGGACACGGCCAUUGAACAUGAUGCCGAAAAGGCUGUUCCGUACCUUUUGUUGACCGAGGUGAUCAAAUUGGUUUGCAGAGGAGCCAUCUGGACCGCCGAAAGGGUAUAA